AUGACACAGCUGGAAACAGAGGGCAACUGUGCCAAGCUCAGUGACCCUGAUCCAUGCUCAGAGACCUGUGUGAAAGGGUGCCAGUGUGAUACCGGCUUCUUCUUUGAUGGCCUUGCCUGCGUUUCUGUGGAAAGCUGCAGGUGCUCCCAAAAUGGGCACCACUACGAGCCCCAUGAGACGGUUCUGCUGAAUGCCUGCCAGCAAAACUGUACCUGCAUCCCAGGUCAAGGGCUCCAAUGUGAGGCCCACACUUGUGCCAAUGAUGAAACCUGCAGCCUUCAAGAGGGAGUCCUGGCCUGUGUUAAGGGAACUUGUAAUGUAAAUUCCCAGGGGAAAAGGUUUAUUACAGCCUUCAUGCAAAAUUCAAGUCCUACAAGGUCAAAUCAAACGCUGGAGCUGUACUUCUCUGGGUAUCAACCUGCAACAAAUAUUACAGUCUCAACCAACAAUAUGAAAUUACACAGAACCAUUGAUGAAGGAGAAAUCAUUUCCGUUGAAUUUCCAGUCUCCUUAGAAAUGGUGGGGACCGACAUAUUUGUGAAGACAGUGCUGAUUGAAGCUGACAAAGACAUCUCUGUCUUCUCCUACAAUCACAUUCACCAAACAGGUGGCGGUACAAUUAUCUAUCCCGUCCACCAGCUGGGACAGUUAUAUUAUGUGGUCACUCCAACAGAAGAUGAAAAGUAUAAAUUAAAAGAGUUUGCGGUUAUAGCCCAUGAGGACCUCACAACAGUGACCAUCCACCUGAAAGGCCCUGUGACUUUCAAAAGCAAAGUUUACCCUGCUGGUACCAUCUUUAGGACUGACCUCAAGGCCCUUGAAACAAUUCAGCUCCAAAGCACGCAAGAUUUAUCGGGCACCAAGAUUGAAUCGAACAAACCUGUGGCUGUCCUCAGUGGACACAUCUCGGCUAAGAAGUUUGCAGGCAAUGACCAUGUUGUUGAGCAGCUCCUGCCAGUUCAGAGCUGGGGAACCACCUUUAUCGUCCCUGCUCUUCCUUUCCAGACAAAACAUGACAUUGCAUAUGUUGUCUCUGCAGAGAACACUUUGCUCAAAUAUCGGUCUAAUUCCAAAGACGAAUCUCGCACCCUGGUGGCUGGGGAAGUUUUCAGGCAUGAGGUGCAGAGCUCUGAACCACUUGUUAUCUCUGCUAAUGCUGGAAUCCAAGUCCAUCUCUUUUUCACUGGUGCCAAAAGAGGAAGCUAUUACUAUGACUCCUUCCUCAUGAAUAUCCCUGCCAUCACAUGCUAUUGCAAUUCAUACCACAUUUAUGGAAUAAGCAAGUUUACAAAUCAUGCUAUAAUCAUGGCCAAAUCAUCAGAAUCCUUUAGGAUCACCAAUGUGGAAAGAGCGAUCAGCUGGACACCAAUCCCAGACACAGAAUAUUCAUGGGCUGAACAAGAUGUGAAGAUUGCAGAUCAUGCCCUCUUACUGGAACACAAGAACACUCCAUUUGGUCUCUUCAUCUUUGGAGGUGGUGAUUAUCUUGGCUAUGGUACUGCUGCUCAUUGUUCUUCCGUUCCAAGCUGCCCAGUCAACAGCCAUUACACGGUCUGUGCCAACCUGUGCCCCACUAGCUGUGCCAAGCUCAGUGACCCUGAUCCAUGCUCAGAGACCUGUGUGAAAGGGUGCCAGUGUGAUACCGGCUUCUUCUUUGAUGGCCUUGCCUGCGUUUCUGUGGAAAGCUGCAGGUGCUCCCAAAAUGGGCACCACUACGAGCCCCAUGAGACGGUUCUGCUGAAUGCCUGCCAGCAAAACUGUACCUGCAUCCCAGGUCAAGGGCUCCAAUGUGAGGCCCACACUUGUGCCAAUGAUGAAACCUGCAGCCUUCAAGAGGGAGUCCUGGCCUGUGUUAAGGGUAAGAAUUCAUUCCCUUAUGCUCACUGGCUCUGCAUCCUCAGUGAAAGGUGGCUGUAG
Messenger RNA from Candoia aspera, 1917 nucleotides. Its product is annotated as IgGFc-binding protein-like. The record is from RefSeq and is a predicted model, not a curated record. The transcript has 6 exons. NCBI's taxonomy places the organism in Eukaryota, Metazoa, Chordata, Lepidosauria, Squamata, Candoiidae. Bases 1 to 1917 code for a protein of 638 amino acids.